GGCGGACAGAGUGAAAGAUGGCGGCCUCGGAGAGCAGGCUCGUGUUGCUGCCGCUGUCUCGCAUUCGGGUGAUAAUGAAGAGCUCGCCAGACGUGGCCAACAUCAACCAGGACGCCCUCAUUAUCACUGCCAAAGCCACGGUGAGCGGGGCAUGCCGGGAAGGAGGAGCAUCUAGUGAGAGGGGGACCAGGGGGGAGAUAGUGAGAGAGGGGCAUCCAGGGGGAGAUAGUGAGAGGGGGACCAAGGAAAUAGUGAGAGAGGGGACCAGGGGAGAUAGGAUGAGAGGGGGGGGACCAGGGUGGAGGAUAGUGAUGAGAGAGGGGGGACCAGGGUGGAGAUAGUGAUGAGAGAGGGGGGACCAGGGUGAGAUAGUGAUGAGAGAGGGGGACCAGGUGGAGAUAGUGAUGAGAGAGGGGGGGACCAGGGUGAGAUAGUGAUGAGAGAGGGGGGACCAGGGUGGAGAUAGUGACAGGGUGGAGAUAGUGAUGAGAGGGGGGACCAGGGUGGAGAUAGUGAUGAGAGAGGGGACCAGGGUGGAGAUAGUGAUGAGAGAGGGGGGACCAGGUGAGAUAGUGAUGAGAGGGGGGACCAGGGUGAGAUAGUGAUGAGAGAGGGGGGACCAGGGGAGAUAGUGAUGAGAGAGGGGGACCAGGGGAGAUGGUGAUAAGAGGGGGGGACCAGGGGAGAUGGUGAUAAGAGAGGGGAGAGGAUCCAGGGGUGAUGGGGAGAUCCAGGGUGAUGGGGAAGGGAGAUCCAGGGGUGAUGGGGGAAGGGGAGAUCCAGGGGUGAUGGGGAAGGGGAGAUCCAGGGCUGAUGAAGGGAGAUCCAGGAGAUGGGGAGAGAGGAUCCAGGGAGAUGGGGAGAGAGGAUCCAGGGGAGAUGGGGAGGGGAGAGAGGAUCCAGGGGUGAUGGGGAGAUCCAGGAGAUGGUGAUGGGGAAUCAGGGGAGAUGGCGAUGAGGGGGAUCCAGGAGUAAUAAUCAUGGAUAGAAUCAGGAACAAAGGAGAUGGGGACCCGGGGAACUGGUCAUGAUGGGGGGGAUCCAGGGUGGAAUGGUGAUGGGGGGGAUCCAGGGUGGAAUGGUGAUGGGGGGGAUCCAGGAUGGAAUGGUGAUGUGGAGGAUACAAGGGCGAUGGUGAUAAGGGGAACCAGGAGUAAUACUGAUAGAUUCAGGAGAAAUUGUGAUAGGGAACCAGGAGAAAUGGUCAUGAUGGACUGUUAAUGUGACCAGGAGUAAAGUUGGUGAUGUGUCAUGGGAGGACCAGUAGGAAAGUAGAUGGAUAGUGAUGGGAGGAUCUGGAGGAAAAGUCAUGGUGCGGAACCAGGAGCCAAAAAGGGGGGCUUUUGAGGAGAGGGCACACUAGAAUAAAUAUGGAAGCGGAAACUGGACAACUGUUGUGGAGUACGGGUAGAAAAAAGGAAGAUAACAAAGGAUGAGAUUAUAGCUUUACUGUUUAUUAUGUUUUGUCAGGUCUUCACAGUUUAUUUCAACACAUUUUAUUUUUGUUACUUUCUAGAAAUUAAAACAAUUUACACAAACAUUUCAAAUAUAUUACACACUCUGCAAAAAACUUACAUGCUGUUUAUAGAUAUUGUAUAUUUGUGCCCCUGAGUCUGAACUUUUUUUCAUUUUUUUUAUUUGCCUGCAUUACCAAAAUGUAUUGUUCUCUGUGACAUAAUAUUCUUCUUUCCUAUCACCAUACAGGAGUUGUUUGUCAAGUACCUGGCAUCAUACUCGUAUAAACACGGUACUGGUAAAGAGUCGAAUACGCUGACCUAUGACGACUUGUCGGAAACUGCAGAAGAAUCGGAAACAUUUCAGUUUCUGUCUGGUACGUUGUGGGCGGAGAUAAAUUCUUGCAAAAACACUAGGUUAAAGGACCACUAGUUUCAGAGAAACUGCUAUGUUUACAUUUGGGGUUCAGCCAGCCUCUAGUGGCUGUCUUCCGGACAGCCAUUAGAGGCGCAUCUGAGACGCUGGAGGCAUAUUAUGCCUCCAUCGCGCAAAGCGUCCAUAGGAAAGCAUUGAGAAAUGCUUUCCUAUGGACAGUUUGAAUGCGCGCGCGGCUCCUGUGAUGUCGGACGGGGGAGCUGACGUUGGAGUCACCAGCGCCGAGGGAGCCUGUCGCUGGAUUAAGGUAAGCUGCUGAAGGGGUUUUAACGCCACGGGAGGAGGGACCCUGAGGUUGGGGGCACCCUCAGUGCACUAUAGUGUCAGGAAAACCGCUUUGUUUUCCUGACAUUAUAGUGAUCCUUUAAAGAUACUACUCGGAUUCAGAGUUACAAUCACUUUUAACAUAAUCUUAUUUUUAUUUACAUUUUGUAUACAGGUAACACUAUGUUCUGUAUAUUUGUGUUUUGUAUUUAAGGUAUAUCUGACUACUCUGGAUUAUCCAUUAGUAUAUAUUAUUCAUCAAGGUACAGCAAGGUUUUCCUUUAUUCGUUUUCUUUUCACAUCCACUAGUAUAGAGCGCUACACCGAUACUUCUCACUUUUCCACGAUUUUCUUAUAGAAAGAUAAGCACGGUGAUAUAGCAGCUCACAUCAAAUUUGUUCGAUAUAAUUCCAAUCUUAAAUUUUAUACAGAAGCGCUUGUACUUCCCCUUUUUAUAAUCUUACGCUAGUAGACAAGUAAACCAUGUUUUAUUUAGUUUUUCUUCAAUUUCCAUAUUAUAUUGUUGAUAAACUAUUAUCCAGUGCCAAGCUGGUCCAAAAUUAGAGUGAAUCUUUUGCUCACUAAUUGUGUGGUUCUAUGCCAAAAGACACAUCUAUAGGCAUAGACUACCUUCAAAGGGACAGAAGCCUAAGAAGAUAAAAAAAAAAAAAAAAUGUUUAAUGUUUUCAUUUUGCAAUUCCCCCUAGCACAAUGUAUAGAGGACAUUAUUCUCCUUAAAGUAACACCAACUUAUUAUUCAUAGCAAGUUUCCUUUUUCCCAUUCCACUGUAUUUUUGCAUUUUACAGACUGUUUGACAAAAUACUCUCUGACAUCAAAGUGGUCUCCUGUAAAGGCUCGUAGAUUUAAUUGCCAGUGAGAUAGCUCAGCGAUUAGUGUUCCAUUUGCAGUAUCCUUCUGGGGUUCAUAAUCACAUUGUUAGAAAUUAGUAAAGCCUAAAUAUGCCUUUAAAGGAACACUCCACUCCAGAAAUAGAAUGUGGGGAUCAAUAUUUAGUAGAUUAACCACCAAUAAAAACACGCAUGCGUUUUUUGCUGCAUGUUGUCUUUGUUGGUAUAUCCUAGGAGAUCUUGCAAAAGCUGCAGUUCCAAACAUUCCCUGGAAAAGACUUCAAUUCUCUUCAUUGGGAAAUAACCAAUAAGAGGAUUCUCAACAAGAAGCCCCUGAAUCUGUCACUCUGUACAAGCACGUCUGUUAGUGCGCACACUGCAACAGCAUUCAGGAAGAACGCCAGUUUGUGAGGAGGAAUGGUGGAGAAGUCAGGUACACUCAAGUUGAGCUUACGGAGGUAGGAAGCAAAAGUCCCUGGCUGUCCAGCCAGACAGGAGUUAGUAAUUUAAUGAUAAAAGUAGUUCAUUUUUAUAAACCGUAAUUAAAAUCUGAUACCCUUUAACCAUAACGCUCAUGGCAAGUUGAAGUGGUUUAUAGGUGUGCAGUAGUCCUUUAAAUAAUAUGAUAUUCCUAUACAAUUAACCUUUUCCUUUGGUUGUCUGGUAGAAUUAAAUUGUUUGUUUUUCAAUUACUGCAUACCCAGUCGGUGAUUUUACUGGCCAUCAUGGAAAGCAGGUACUACAUGUGGCUAUGGUAGUGUUGUUUCUAGUAGGACUUAGUUGAUGUAGUGAUCAAAUAACUAAUUCACCCAUAGCUCAUAACACGGUAUCCCCUGCAAUGUCCUCCAGGCAGUGUCCGGAAGAUGUUAGAGUGGUUUGAUUGGACAUGUGAAGUCCACUUUAGUUAUGCUAUAAAGAAGUAGUCUGGCACCUUUUGGGGUUUAUUAUUGAAAUGCAGUUGUGGUGAAAAGUUCUAAAAGUGGAACAAUCCACAAAAAUGUUUUUCUUUCAGAUAUUCUGCCAAAGAAAAUACUGGCUAGCGAGUACUUGGAGAUGUUAAAGAAAGAAGAGGAAGGAGCUGAUGAUGAUGAUGAUGAUGAUGAAGAUGAGGAGGAGGACGAUGAUGAUGACGACGAAGAAGAAGAUGAGGAGGAUGAGGAAGAAGAUGAUGAUGGUGAUGAUUAAUAGCUUGUCUCUGUGUAUUUUGUUUCUCUAACUUUUUUUAUAUAUAUUUUUGCAUCAGUUGUAAAAUAUUUUUGUAUUUUUCUUUUUAUACGCCUUUAUUUACCCGUCUACUUAAUUUAUAAAUAAAAAUUGAGGAAAAAUUGAUAACUUUUACUCUUGUGUAUUGUUUGAAAAUGAAUGCAUGGAUGCCCUGAGAUUAGUAAUAUAUUGUCGGUUUACUUUUGAAAAGAAAGCUUGC
Pelobates cultripes (western spadefoot toad) is the source of this 4426-nucleotide messenger RNA. The record is from the annotation of a GenBank genome assembly. Lineage: Eukaryota; Metazoa; Chordata; Amphibia; Anura; Pelobatidae.